AUGAGGAAUAAAGAAGAAUUGAUGUUAUUUAAAUUGUUAAUUGAUGAAAUUAAAAUAAUUGUAACAACUGGAGUUUCUAAAAAUACAUGGACGAGUGAAUCUAUUGAUAAAUUUUACGACGAAUGUUUCAAUAAUAUUUAUCAACUGAGAAGAGUUAUAGGAGAUUAUAAAUUGUCAUUUAAAAAAAUAUACUGCUGUUUAAAAAAUAUAUCCGAGACAUUAUUUGUUGAAGGAACAAUUAAUUCUAUUUAUACUUUAGAAGAGUUUGAGAGCCACUUGAAAAAUAUUAGAAAUAAAAGUCUUGAAAACAUCAAUGAAGAGUGCAAACAAAUUUAUAAGUUGAUUUCAUUGAUUAAAUAUGACAUAAGACGCGACGAUAAGACUCCAAACUAUUGGACGACGUUUGUAGAGAAAAUAAUAGAAAAUUUGAAGGAGAGCUUGCUUAUAAAUAUUCGUAUGUCUUUAUUAUCAGCUCGUAGGUUUUUUGAAGGCGAUGGUUUGACGAAUCCCGAGCCAUUAUUGAUAAUUGAAGCUCAUUAUUUAAAUGAUCAAAUUAUUUUGCAACCGGAUGUGGAAGAAAUUAGGAGAGUUAUUGAAUUAAUAACGGCAUUAAGUGAUGAACUUUAUUCAAUUGAAAACUGCAAUAAAAUAUUUGAAUUGAUUGACUUACGUCUGGAAGAUGGAAUAAAUUUAAUUGAAGUUGAUGAAGAAAUAAUAGGAUUGAAGAAUCAUAUCAAAAAAGAAACGGAAAUUGUUAUCGAAGCUCUAGAUAAAUUUAUCCAAUCUAUUAAUAUUACGAAACAACUAUUGGAUAUUGAAACAAAAUUAAGUGAAAUGAAACAAGACGCUCGGAAGUAUGACAUAAAUAUUUUAGAGGAAGAAAUUCAAAGAUGCAAAGAACUUUAUAAAGUUAUACCUUUGAUAGCAGAUAAUAUAAAUAUAUAUUUUGUAUUAUUAAAGACAGUUAACAUGAAAUCGGGAAUUUCAGAGAAAUGCGAUUAUUUAAAAGACAUUCUAUUUGUUGAACUAAGCAGAUCCACUUGUUAAAUAUAU
This is a messenger RNA of Microplitis demolitor, 1053 nucleotides long. RefSeq lists its product as uncharacterized. The coding region runs from base 1 to 1047 and encodes 348 amino acids. NCBI's taxonomy places the organism in Eukaryota, Metazoa, Arthropoda, Insecta, Hymenoptera, Braconidae. The record is from RefSeq and is a predicted model, not a curated record. The transcript is spliced from 8 exons.